AUGGUCGCCACAUGCCCUGGCGUACUGCUCCGCCCCCGGCAAGCCAGAGGGACGGUUGCGACUGCAGCCCAGAGCGAUGCUGGAGAGACCAGGCCAAGAGCCAAACGACGAGUGCUGGUGAUAGGCAUUGCUGGCGCAAGUGGUUGCGGGAAGAGCACAGUGGCUCAAAAGCUGGCCCAGAACAUGGGGUCUCCUUUUACCCCGAUCAGCCUGGACAACUACUUGAUGCCAAAGUGGAUGCCCAAGGGGAACUGGGAGACGCCCGCGGGCGUCGACUUCCAGACCUUGACGUCUGACGUCAAGAAGGCGGUCAAUGUGCUUGCCCAGGCAGAAACAGUCCCAGAUCGGCUCCUGCUCGGUCCAAGCACCUCUCGAGCCGACGUCAUCUGCAAGGGUCAGGGAGGCCGCCGGCUGAACUCAGAGCAGGUGGUUCUCUUCCUCGAAGGUUUUCUGCUGUUCUAUCAGCAGAGCCUCGCCAAGCUCUUCCAGGCAAAAAUCUGGAUAGAUGCAUCGCUUGAGACAUGCAUGCAGAGGCGCUUCAAGCGUGCCAAGGGCAAGCGCAAGAAGGCCAAUAACGCAGAGAAAGAGGCUUGGUUUCGCGACCAGGUUUGGCACCACUACGAACAGUAUAAGGAGUGCCAGCUUGGGAAUGCCUCUGAUGCGCUCAAAGUAGACGGAGACCUGCCCAAAGACGAAGUUUACUCUGAAUGUCUCCGCUUCUGCACUGAGAGAUCGAGAAAGGCGGCUCUGAAGAAGCCAGCAGUGGUAUUGCUACCCAAGCAGUCGUUGCCGGAGGCUGCCAAGAAGCCUUCCCCAAAGCCACUGCCGAAAAAGCGGCCACUGCAGCCUCGAGAGCCAGACUACCCCCCGAAGUCCCACCAGGGUCCCGACAUGGUGUGUGAUCAGCGUGAUCCCGUCUGGAAGCCUUUGCCAAAGAAGCGCCCGCGACAGCGGGUGGAGCAAGGCUACAAUGACUGGCACGUUGCCUCGGGCAUACGUCAGGUCCGCGCCGGCGGUGGUGCUCUUCCUGACCGGGCCCUGCCAGAAGCACAGCUGGCACAGGGUGUGGCAAUCUACCUCCGUCCCAAUGUGCAGUGGCGAAAGAGGGCCAGGACUUCAGGAAUCCUAAGCCUCUUUGGCUACAGCGAUGUGGGACGCUGGGAGCGGGCGCGGGAGAAGUUCGAGGAGGCCUGGCCACAAACCGUCACUGCACUGGUAUUCCUCUUGCAUGCUCUUCUUCCUGCCAUUUCCACCAUGUCUUCUUUGUCUGUGGUGCUCAGUGCUCUUAGCCCAGCAGCUGAGCUGCAUGGGUGGCAGGGCUGGGAUCUUCUGAACCGAGUUGCUUGUGCUUCGCUGGGACUUUACAGUCUUUUCUCGGUCGUCCUUCACCAGCUGCAGAGGGAGUAUCCCGAGGACGAGCUGUCGACAGCGAGCGUCACCGUGCGGGCGAUCGUGCGAGGAGUGCUCGUGAUCCGCGUGGCAUCACGAGCCGUGUGCUUUCUUGCAGCCUGGUUGUAUGUGCUCCUCAUCAUCGACUUCGGAGCGGACCAGCUUUGGUUCUGGCGGGAAGGGCUUCAGCAAGGCACACCACUGGGAAUCUUGGGUCCCAUGGCUUGGCUACUGGAUGCAGAGCGCUCGCACCUGUUUGCCAACGAGAAGUCCGUCAUCUUCUGCAUGAACCUGAUAAGUGUGAUCUCCCAGCAGCGAUUGGUGGAAGUGUUGUCACGCCGUGAAGUGCUCUUGCGAUUAAUCGGUGCCGAGCGGGUGAUGGCAUCUACCAUAUGCCUCCUUUUGAAGGGCGUGGCCGUUGCAUGCACCCCAUCGAAGAGUGCAAACCCAAUUGCUGAAUUUCUGGUGCGUGUGGCUCCUCCACCAGCAUGUUGCGUUGCCAUCGUGGCCUUGCGAGACCAUGCGUUGCCGCUGGGCAUUGCAGUCGUAGUCGCGCCCCGCGUCACGGCCAUGCUCGGCAGUUCCAGCUGCAUGUUGGUGGGCUUGUGUUGUGGCGCCUACGCUGCACACGCCGUCCUCUCGGUGUGGUACUCCUACCGCGGCGACUUGGACUCUGCCGCCCUUCGUUUGGCAAUGCUUGUCCCAGGAGGUGUUUCGAGCCAGGCAAAGGGACUUCUCCGCGGGGUCCUUGCGGGAGCGCACCGCCGCGCUGUUCAGUUGAUGGCCAUGGGCAUCCUGCAGCGAGCUUUCCGCUGGCUGACACAGCGGUAA
Molecule: messenger RNA, 2220 nt
Organism: Symbiodinium necroappetens
Lineage: Eukaryota; Dinophyceae; Suessiales; Symbiodiniaceae
Source: the annotation of a GenBank genome assembly